This is a messenger RNA of Theobroma cacao (cacao), 3871 nucleotides long. Lineage: Eukaryota; Viridiplantae; Streptophyta; Magnoliopsida; Malvales; Malvaceae. The record is from RefSeq and is a predicted model, not a curated record.
UAAUUAAUUAACUAAAUUAGAAUAGUAAGUAAAUGUGAAAAAAAAAAAACAAAAAAGAAAACUUUUAAAAGGGGGAGGGGGGUUAUUGUUAAAUUUAUUUAUUCAAUUCAAUUAUUAGUAGUCACAUUUUCUACGGUGCUUCUAGCCUUCCACGCAAUCUCAACUUCCCUUUUAGAGAUCGGAUAAUUUUCAGUUCCCAAAUUCCGAAUUUCCCCUUUGUUUGAUCGCAGCGUGGUUCAAGACUAAAUUCUUUAGUUACUGAUUCAUUGGUUCUGCUUCUUCAAGAUUUUUAGGACUUGUAUUACAUUACAUAGAUUAGUGCUUUGGAGCUUUGAAUCAGGCUUUGUUGAGUGAUUUUCUUUGUAAAAGUUAACAAGUAAGGAUUCUAUAGUUUUCAGUUGGUAACACAUAGAGGCACAGAAGGCUGCAGUAGGAAAUAUAUUUAAAGUUGAGCCUCGUGGUAAGUUUAUGUUCAGUUAAAAAAUGUACUACUUUCUUUAUGUUUCAAAAAUGUCAAUAGUGCUUGGCAUGUCUCUCAUUUAACUGACUGGCGUAUUUUCCCCUCUUCUACAUUGCUGUUGUUUAUAAUCUAUAUGCAGACAUCUAUGGUUUUUUCUAUCUACCAUUUACUUUUAUGUUUAUAUGUUCGAUUGUGACGAAGUUGAGAGGUACUUUCUAGUUGGAACAUGACAGGAUUAUUCCUAAGGGACUAUGUUGAAACGUAUGCAUUGAAAGUGGUUAGUUCUCUUAGAUUUUGACUUGAAAAUGAAGGAAACAUUUAGCAAACUUUGUUUGAAUUAUUUUUAGUAGGUUCCCAUUCAUACUAGGCUGAGUAGUGUUUGUGUGCUGUAGAAAACACUUUGGGCUUACUUUUUGCUCAUUGUCUUUGUCUAGAUGGAUAGUAGGUCUGUGACUUACUCCUUCAUGACACUAGUUUCAAAAGUGUGAUCUGGAUAAUGGUUGAUGAAUAAGUGUUGCUUAUGAUAAUACUGUUUUUUGGAUGGCCAAUGACUGGGUCUAUCAAUGAAUUUCUAAAUUUAAUCCAAGAAAAACAGAAGUUCAUCCCUUAAAUGAUUGUUGACAUCAUGUUACGGGGACCUUUUUGAAAUGUAGAUAGGUUUGCUUUCCCACUCUAUUCACUGUCAACAUGAUUCCACAGUGCCAUCUUCAUUUCUUUCUCUAGUCAUGGAAGAGGGUUCAUGAAGGAGAAGGCUGAACAUGAAAUGUUCAAAUUUGUUUUGCCUGGACGAUCAGUUCUUUCUUAAUUAGUGGUCUCAAUUCUUAACUUACCAACUUUACUGUUGUUUGCUUCCUUUUCCCAUUUGUAUAGCCAUACAGGUAUUUGCAUAUUGUGAAGAGAAUUUAUUUUAAUAAAAUGACAUGAAUUAAACUGAAAUGAACUUCAGGAAUGCAAUUGCACAUGAGCUUACUGGUACUGUAGUAUAAAAUGUCAUUGUGUUACCACGUUACUGUCAUCCUUCCUCACUUCAAUUUGCAAAUUAGCAUUUCGUCCAAUUAGUGGCGUUAGGUAAGAUAAAUUUUCCGGAGAGACAUUGAAUUUGACAAUCUUAACAAUUUGCCAUAUAUAAUUUGUGGUUGAUUCUUCCAUUAUGCUGCUCAUUUAUUCUUAUGGAAUGCACUUAACAUUAACUGCCUUAUGCUGAUGGCCUAAGUUAAAUCUUACUGGAGGACUUCUUUUUAAUUCUAUAUAACUGGUGUUGGUGGUUGAUCCCUAGAAGGGCUGUCAAUUGCAGGCUUUUGAAAUGAAACAUUAGUUUUGCCUUAAACUUAGUUUGGUCAUUGAUUAAUGUGAAUGCCAGAUUUCAGAAGAAGUGAGGAUGAGAAAAGAGCAGUCAAGGAAGUUAGAGACCUCUUAUUCCUUUCUCCUCCUGCACCUUGCCUUUCCAAGAAAGAAAGAAACUGGGGUUUGUGGGACAAUAAGAUGAUAGGGUUUUCCUGGAUUUUUGCUUGUUUUUCUUUCUUUUUGGAAGCUUGAGUGUAUUUGGUUGGUUGCUUCUUCUUGAUUCUGUGACAUGUUGCCAUUUUAUCUGUCCCAUUUUAUUAGCAAAUAAUCACUUAGGUAUUGAGACUUUUGGGAAUGUUCCGUACAUAGUGCUAGUGGUUUAUAAUGUUUAUUAUGUAGUUUAUCCUUUGCUUAAUGGACUAUUUUUCCUGUUACCUGAUGAGUUCAAUAUGCUGAGUAACUUUACACAGCAUGUGCCAGAUGGCUGGUGUGAAACGGAGAAUAAUUACUGAUUCGGAUAUCCGGGCUCUCCACAAAGAACUGGAUGAAGUCUCAUGUCCAAUCUGCAUGGACCAUCCGCAUAAUGCUGUUCUCCUCCUGUGCAGCUCACACGAGAAGGGUUGCAGAUCUUACAUUUGUGAUACAAGUUACAGGCAUUCAAAUUGCCUAGAUCGAUUUAAAAAAUUAAGGGCUUAUUCUAGUAAGAGUCCAAUGUUACCUCAUCCCAUACCCCAAAACCGUCAGAAUUCUAGUACUUCUGAUAUGAACUUGGCUUUAAGAACUGAUUUUAUUGAAGGUAACAGAAGUCGAAAUCUGAAUGAAACCAAUAGCACUCCAGGAAGAUCAGAAGGUAAUAUCCAAGAGCCAAAUAGGCAUCUUGAUUCACAACGAGAAGGCAUUAUAGAAAUAGGGGACUCUGAUUCAUCUCAGGGAAGAGCUGAAUCUGAAGAGUUAGAUGCAGAGAAUACAUCAGAGUCUAAAUCUAGUUUGAAAUGCCCUCUCUGUCGAGGGGACAUACAUGGCUGGGAGGUUGUGGAAGAGGCCAGAAUGUAUCUAAAUUUGAAGAAGAGAUCUUGUUCUAGGGAAUCUUGCGCCUACAAUGGAAAUUACCAGGAAUUGCGCCGGCAUGCCAGGAGAGUUCACCCAACAACGCGACCUUCAGAUAUUGACCCAUCAAGAGAACGAGACUGGCGCCGCCUUGAGCACCAAAGGGAAUAUGGUGACAUUGUAAGUGCUAUUCGAUCUGCCAUGCCAGGUGCUAUUGUGGUUGGAGACUAUGCUAUUGAGAAUGGCGAUAGGUUGGCAGCCGAUAGGGAUAAUGGCACAGGUGAAGAGAGUGCACCAUGGUGGACUACUUUCUUUUUGUUUCAGAUGAUUGGUUCGAUUGACAGUGUUGGUGAACCAAGAGCAAGGUCCAGGGUUUGGUCUAGGCAUCGACGCCCAGCAGGAGCUUUAUCAGAGCGCCGGUUCCUUUGGGGUGAGAAUCUGUUGGGUUUGCAAGAUGAUGAUGAUGAUGACCUGCGCAUAUUAAGCGAUGUAGGUGAAGAUCCAUCUCCAAACCCAAGGAGACGUAGGCGUCUGACGCGAUCAAGGUCAGAUGAAGAUCAGUCAUGAAAGGAGUCAGAUAUUGCUCCUGGUAAAUUCCAGUUUCUUGACUUGACUUCAUAUGGAAUUGUAUUUCAGAUUGCUUUUGGCUGACCCUACUGGUAUUCUUGCUAUUGAUGUCCCAGCAAUGUGCAUGAACUGUAUUAUUUUUUGGACAAUGAUAGAAGUUUGCUGGUUUCAGAAGCCAUCAGCUUGUGGGAUUUCCAGAUGUGUCUAGUUAAGUGGAGUUCUGUAAACUUUUGUGUGUCGUCAUACAUGUACGUGAACAAGAAACGUUUACUGGUUUUAGAUGAUUGUUCUAUGUACUGAAACUCAAACCAGUGUUACUGUUAAAUCAGGACAAAGUCUUGCAUUGGCAACCAAAUGGCAAUAAUGCCAUUCACUUCUUUUUAUUCUUUUUCGUUUUUCCUUUGGGCCUGUCUUCAGAUUUUUAUUUUUUCUGGUUCCGGGAUGUUUCUGUCAAUUUCUCCGUGUCCAUACUUUGGACCGACAUAUGUAGUAAAUAGUAUGAUAAAUUUCAUA